Molecule: messenger RNA, 442 nt
Organism: Staurois parvus
Lineage: Eukaryota; Metazoa; Chordata; Amphibia; Anura; Ranidae
Source: the annotation of a GenBank genome assembly
CAUGCAUGCAAAACUCUGGGAGCAUGCAACGCGGCGAUCGGCGGUGCGCUGUGUCCCUCGGACACAGAGGAUCACCGAUCCGCAGAAACAGUCGAAGAUGUCAGCUCGGUCAUGUGAUCAGCUGUGUCCAAUCACAGCUAAUCGCAUGGCACUGAUGAUCAGUGUGCUCUGAUGAUCUGUGUAGCCCCAGCAGUGCUACCUGUCAGUGUACAUCAGUGCCAGCUUUCAGUGCUCAUCUAUGCCAUCUGCCAGCGCCCAUCAGUGCCACAUCAAGGCCACAUAUCAGUGCCUACCAGUGCGCAUCAAUGCCACAUAUCAGUGCCCAUCUGAGCUGCCUUUCAGUGCCACCUAUCAGUGCUGCCAAUCAGUGCCACCUAUCAGUGCUGCCAAUCAGUGCCGCCAGUCAGUGGUGCCUAUCAGUGUGCAUCAAUGCCGCCUAUCA